Messenger RNA from Vespa crabro (European hornet), 8075 nucleotides. It is a transcript of the gene Glut1, whose product is annotated as glucose transporter type 1. The record is from RefSeq and is a predicted model, not a curated record. The transcript has 15 exons. Gene Ontology annotation, molecular function: hexose transmembrane transporter activity. Gene Ontology annotation, biological process: monosaccharide transmembrane transport. Bases 1344 to 4013 code for a protein of 889 amino acids. Gene Ontology annotation, cellular component: membrane. NCBI's taxonomy places the organism in Eukaryota, Metazoa, Arthropoda, Insecta, Hymenoptera, Vespidae.
CUCGCCAUACGUCGAACUGGGUGGCCCGCGUUGGGGCGUCUCCUUUUAUCAAGGAUCGGUGUCGUGCAGUCGAACGGGGGACGACCACCGCCUUUUCCUCGAUUCCUUGUCCCCGGAAAGCUUUUCUUUCUCUCUUUUCCUCGACAUUGUUUCUCGGGGAUUCGCGAAGGAAUCGGUGGUUCGUGCGUUUGGCCAGCCGUUUGCCUUGAAUCGUGCUCGGAACGAGGACGAGAAGAAGAGGAGAGAACGAUGACGACGAGGAUGAGGAUGACGUUAGCAUUUAAUCGACGAUGUUACUCAUGGUAGCGCGACCUUGGUGCGUCGCGGCUAGUGCGGGCGUCGGCAUUAUCGUCGAGAGUGAACGCGAUCGGACGAGCAAGGAGAUGGUGUCCUCGGUUCGCGAGAAUAACAGUGACUUGGUAGGAAGAGUCAUCGCUAUCAGAAGUGCCACGUACGAGAACAACAACAACAACAACAACAACAUCCUCGUCGUCGUCACCGACAGCCUCCUCCUCGUCGUCGUCGUCGUCGGCGCCACCACCGCCACCGCUGCCGCCGUUGCCGUCACCGCUGCCGUCACCGCCGCCGCCGCCGUCGCCGCCGCCGCCACCACCACCACCACCACCACCACCACCACUACCACCGCCAACGCUGUAUCUGCCCUCCUCACUCCCGCCACUGCCAAUACUGCCGUUUACACGAAGAAGAUCUCUACGACGACGACGACGAUACCGUGAAAGAAACAAGAUAUAUUUCCGUUGUCGUGCGUUUUCGUGACUUUUUGCGACUCUCUGUCUCUCUAUACGUUUAUCUGUUUCUCUCUCUCUUUCUUCUCUCUCUUUCUCUCUCUCUCUCUCUCUCUCUCUCUCUCUCUCUCUCUCUCUCUUUAGCGGACUUUUUUAUGGCUGGGAACACUCAAUUACUUUGCGACCUGUGACUCAAACUACUUAUAACAUGACGGUCAAAUAAUUCGUAUAUCGAAACGAAGCCGAAAUCGAUCGAAUUGAAGAGUGGGCUUUGGUAGAAAGCACUCGUUAAGUGCUUCAACGGUGACAAAAACGUGGUCCUCUUCUUCGUUAAUUUCGCUUAAUAUCGAGCGCCGUGCAAAACCACCCACACACCUCCUCGCGCAUCUUACUUUCCCGUUACAAUAUCAAGAAAAUAAAAUACGCUCGUUUCUUCUUUUCGCGAGAACGGGAGUCGAAACGAUAGGGACGAAAGGGAAAACGAAAAGUGAAAUCGUGGCGUACGUCGCUCGGAGAUAUACAUCGAAGAGAGAAACGUCGUUGGCGCCUCGUCUAAUCGCCUGGCACGAUGGCUUGCAAAGUUACUAAGCCCGAACGAUGGCCGAUCCACGCGGCUUCAAACCAAUAAAUCAGUUGUGGCAGAGCGUGGCAGUAUCAACGGAUCCAGAUUCGGAAUACUUAUACGAAGAGAUCUCGGGCCUUUCGGGGUCCCAGGAUAUCGAGGUAAGGCCGGCGGGGGCCGCCGUCGUUGGGGAGGAGGAAGAGGAAGAGGAGGAAGAAGAAGAGGGAGGAGAGGGAGCAGAAGAGGAGGAGGAGGAGGAGGAGGAGGAGGAGGAGGAGGAGGAGGAAGAGGAAGAAGAGGAGGAGGACGAGGAGGACGAAGAGAGAGGACUCGAACGACAAAAAGAAAUUUGUAGCAGCAGAAGUAACAGAGGUUGGUGGAGAUAUCACGAUACUGAGAGUAUCGGCACCACCACCAUCGCGACUAGCAAGAAAACAGGCGACUCGAGGUCGCGAAGCAGAUCGGCCGACAGGCCAUCAUCGAGUGAGAGGAAAAAUAUCGGUAGCAGGGUGGAGGAGGAGCAGUAUGCCGCGCGUAGGAGUUACGUGGAGUCCGGUACAGGAGCCGUACUGCCACCUCCUGCGACCGCUCUCAAGCUGACCAGGGAGCGAACAAGCAGCAGCACCGUUGCUCGGUACCUGCACUCGGCCAGUACCAAUACCGGCCAACAUUAUCACCAUCAUCAUCACGGCUUACACAGCAAACAUCCGCCCGGAGGUGCGACUAGGCCGAGCGUCAGGCAUCAUCAUCAGCAUCGCUCAAGCCGCGGAUUUUUCAGUAAUGAGACGCAGGAAGAGAUACAGGAGGACGAUGAAGCUACUCUACGGGAGUUGCUUGUAAGUCUGCAGAAACAGGUCAGCGUUAUGAGUAUGAACUUGAGUGCCAAGUUGGACGAGCUGCAGCGGGGUGACCGCCAGCUGGAGACUACUGUCGCCCUGUGUGAGAUACGCACGCAGCUACAGGAGCUCACCAAAAGUGUUGAGUCUUGCCAGAGCGAAGUCAGCGAGGUGAAGAGGGAUAUGGUUGCGAUUAAGCACGAGCUAGACACCGUGCAGCAAGUAAAGGAGGAGAUAGAGGAGUUACGAGAAUAUGUAGAUCGUCUGGAAGAGCAUUCACACCGGCGAAAACUCAGACUGUUGGAACAGGGCUUAACAUUUUUCUUAUCGUAUGCGAUAUUGGCGGCUGUUUUGGGCAUGUUGCAAUUUGGAUAUAACACAGGAGUCAUUAACGCACCCGAAGUGAAUAUAGAGAAUUUUAUGAAAGAUGUGUAUAAAAAUAGAUACGGAGAGGAUAUUACUGAUGAUUCUGUUAAAAAACUAUAUUCUAUAGCGGUGAGCAUAUUUGCAAUUGGUGGUAUGCUAGGUGGUUUUAGCGGAGGAAUAAUUGCCAACAGAUUUGGCAGAAAGGGGGGCUUACUGCUAAACAACGUGCUGGGCAUCGUGGGGGCAUGCCUGAUGGGUUGUACAAAGAUUGCUCACUCUUACGAAAUGUUGUUCUUUGGACGGUUCAUCAUCGGUGUCAAUUGUGGCUUAAAUACCUCAUUGGUUCCCAUGUACAUAUCGGAGAUAGCACCACUGAACCUAAGAGGUGGCCUAGGCACGGUGAACCAGCUCGCUGUUACGGUGGGCCUCCUGGUCUCCCAGGUGCUGGGCAUCGAGCAAAUCCUUGGGACAAACGAGGGUUGGCCUGUUCUCUUAGGAUUAGCUAUCUGUCCUGCCAUUCUACAACUAUUAUUGCUUCCAAUAUGUCCCGAAUCUCCGAGAUACUUGCUUAUUACUAAACAAUGGGAGGAAGAAGCACGAAAAGCUUUAAGAAGAUUAAGAGCUAGCAAUCAGGUAGAGGAAGAUAUCGAAGAGAUGAGAGCAGAGGAAAGAGCUCAACAAGCUGAAUCCACGAUCUCUAUGACAGAGCUUAUAUGUAGUCCAACGUUAAGAGCACCUCUUGUUAUUGGUGUGGUCAUGCAACUCUCGCAACAGCUAUCUGGUAUUAAUGCCGUAUUUUACUAUUCUACGAGUUUGUUCACCAGUUCAGGUUUAACAGAAGAAAGCGCUAAAUUUGCGACCAUAGGCAUAGGUGCCAUUAUGGUUGGUAUGACGCUAGUUUCGAUCCCACUUAUGGAUAGGACAGGAAGGCGUACCUUACAUUUGUAUGGUCUUGGUGGCAUGUUUAUCUUUUCAAUAUUCAUCACAAUUUCGUUUCUAAUAAAGGAGUUUUUUGGUUACGUACAGGAAAUGAUUGACUGGAUGUCCUAUCUGUCGGUUGUAUCGACGCUUAGUUUCGUGGUAUUUUUUGCUGUGGGGCCUGGAUCUAUUCCUUGGAUGAUUACAGCAGAGUUGUUUUCGCAAGGCCCUAGACCUGCUGCUAUGUCCAUUGCAGUUCUUGUCAAUUGGAUGGCUAAUUUUUUGGUUGGCAUUGGUUUUCCAAGCAUGAAGUCUAGCCUUGAAAACUACACGUUCCUACCGUUCAGUGCAUUCCUAGCCAUCUUCUGGAUCUUCACUUACAAGAAGGUUCCUGAGACCAAAAAUAAAACCUUUGAAGAGAUUCUAGCUUUAUUCAGACAUGGUAACGACAGGAGCAGCUUGCGAGACAGCAGACUUUACGGGAGCAUGCUAAACUGUGUGAAUGCAUUAGAGGGACACAUACCGCCAGCAGAGAGUGCAGCCCUGAUGGUGGCAGAAGAGAAGCCACAUCCAGAUUCAUUAUGAUACAAAAGUACAGAAGAGAAAAAUGCUGAUUAUAUGAAAAAUAAAAUAUUAUUACCGCUUCGCUACUACAAGAUGUACUAUUAAUUCUGGCAGAGAGCAGAAGUUUCAUAUUCAACACACCUUUCACAUUGGCAAUAGCCCUUUAGCAAGAAAUAAUAAACAAUAUCAUGUACAUUAUUAAGUGGUUGCUGAUAUCGUCAUAUAUAUGUAUAUAUAUAUAUAUAUAUAUAUGUAUAUACAUAUUAUAAAGAAGGAUUAGAAAUGUAGACUUUUAUCUCUAAAUGUUUUCGACUAUUAAUUAGAUAACUUUUUCCCUGUUAAAGGGGAGUAUAUAUAUAUAUAUAUAUAUAUAUAUAUAUACACAUAUAUGAUAAAUGUCAAAAAAAUACAUUAUUAACUAAAUGAACUUACAGAAAAAUAUGUUUUUUGUACAGUAAUAUUACAGUUACAUUUCAAUUGUCAAAAUAUUAAUUGUAACUUAUUCUUCUUACAAAUUACAUUUUAGAGUACUCAAAUGACAUUCUUUAAAUAGUUUAAAGAUUAAAAUUCUUUAAUUUUGUUAUCAUUUCAUAAAGCUUGUACUUCUGAUAACGUAAUAAUGUAUGUAAAAUAACAAUAGAAAAAUUUCUACUAACUGUGAAAUAGCUACUGCUUUGUAAAGUUUAGUACAAUGCAUUUAAAAAUUCUCUUUCGUAUAAAUGUUUUAAACUAAAUUCUGCACGACACUAUAUAACUGAAUGUCUCAAUAGAAUUAUGUUUCAUGAUAAAAAUCUGAGGUUAUUGAGAUAAACAAAAUUGAAAUCAUAAUUGAAUAUAGAUUUCUUCAUUGAACGAUAGGAGAUUAAUUCUUUCAGAUAGCACAUCUGUUGGAAUAAUUACAACUCUUUGUUUUUUUUUUAACAAUAACCUCAGAUCAUAGUUAUUGUAAAUUGUUAUAACAAUAACCUCAGAUCAUAUCAUAUUUACAAGAGUAAUUAUUAAUUCAAUAUUUUAAAUUCUAUGCUUAUGUGUUACAUCCGCAAAUAUUCGUAGCCACAUGAUUAUAGAAUCGUUAAUAUUGAAUUAUGUAUAUGUGUGCGUGUGCGUGCGUGUCUCUUUAAUGUCAUUUGUAUGUAGUAAGGCAGUUUUUUACUAUUGUCUAACUACACUUGAAAAUUAGGCAAUAUUACUUAUUUUUAUAAAAUGAAAUUCAAUGGUCACUAGUAUUUGCUUUAUCUUCACUCUAGUAGCAAAUUAUGCGCUACUAACACUGGCCUUUGUAGUAGUUUAAGCGGGAAUAACUCACUAUGGACAUCAUUGAGAUAAAUUUUCAUAUUUAGAGUCCACAGAACUGAAGGCAAAGAAGGGGAUAGUACGUAUUUGGAUGUGGAUAAGGUCUAUAUAUAUAUAUAUCCAAGUACACAACAUUUACUAAUAAAUUAUACCUCCAAAUCAUAACGUUGAUUACAGUUGGAGCAUGAACGACGUAUCGAGCAUGUACGCAUGGAUAUAAUUUAUAUUGUUUGGAACUACAAAGAAAAACUUGUGUGACAACGAUCCCCCUGGUAUUUUAGUCAUAUUUUACACGACAUAUAAAUUUAGAUUAUUACAUAAAACAAAUUACAUAUUGUAAUAACGUCUUAUUUUUACAGUAGGUAAAGAAAAAUUCUGCGAUAAGUAACGGCAUAACUAUCCGUAAAUGCUAUCUCUAUCAAUAUCACUUCUAACUUUACUAAUGAUAGUAUUCAUCUGGAGAAACAAAAGCUUACUACGAUUCUAAUGGAAUAAUCAUUUAUAAAACAUCAAUACAAAGCUGUAAUAUCUGUUUUCUCUUUUCUAAUUUUACUUAAAUGUGCUUCAGUUGCAUGAUGUCAUAAAAGUAGAACUAAUUUAACAAGAAUAUAGUUUACUUUGCUUGUGGAUUGUAUGGUAUAUGUGUAAAGGAAAAUCUUUUGAUAUAACAAGAAACAUUACAAGUAAACAUGUAAACUAAUGAAACUAUUUUGAUGGAUAAUAAUAUAGUUCAUCAUGUGGGUAUAUACGAGAAUUUGGUUGGUUAAUGGCUGAUAUCCAUAUAUAUAUAUAUAUAUAUGGAUAAUACUUAUAUACAUAUAUUAUAUGUCAUGAGUGUAUAUAUAUAUAUAUAUAUAUAUAUAUAUAUAUAUAUAUAAGUAUUAAAUUUAUUAAGGAAAUCUAUUAAGUAACUCUAGUAAAAAAGGUGCAGAGGACAAAGAAUACAUACUUGGCUUUAUCGUUGUAUCAAUUCCUAGACGCUUGCAAUCGAUAAUAUUAGUGAAUUGGGAGGUCCAAAUAAAAAUCCAAAAUUGAAGUAGUUAAGCUCGCAAGGUACCUGAAAAAGAAAUUGACAUCUGAUUAAUAUGAUUCUGCAGUUGUGUUUGCAGCUGGAUCCGAGCGAUCUUCCGUCGCUCCCGCUCAACCGGAGAGGCCACCGCCCCCGCUUCCCCCGCCACGCUUUCCGAACAGCGGUGUCUGACAAUGGGAAAUAACUCCUCUUAAUAUUGGUAAUCUGAUGAUCAUGAACACUCCUAUUCCACUACCAUUGCUACUCACCACGAACAGUCUCAACCUGGAAAGUCAGCUCUACGAGAUUAUCACGGAGAGUAGCAAAGCUUGUGCGGUCUUUUUGAGGAACAGCUUACGUCGCGCUGCAAAUGCAACCAACUUCGGAUGGAGCUACGUCGAGAACUUGGAGCGCGCCAGGACCUACGAAGAAUCCUAGAGAGAGAGAGAGAGAGAGAGAGAGAGAGAGGGAGAGAGAGAGAGAGAGAGAGAGAGAAAUAAUUAUACCGACGAUGGAUGAACGCGAAUAAGUUCAGAGAACUCUCGAUGAAAAGAAGAUACCACGGAUGAACGAAUGUCAAAGAAAAAAAGAAAGAAACAGAGAGAGAGAGAGAGAGAGAGAGAGCGAGUUUAGUUUCGUUAAAAAAGCUGCGAAAAAAGUGAUUUGUGCCUAAGACGUGACAUAUUCGAGAGGAGGAGGAGGAGGAGGAGAAAGAGAGGAUAUUCGAAAACCCGCAAUAGAGUAAUGCGUUAUAGUGCAAGGUAUCGAAAGACAAUUUAAAUUUCGAAAAAAGCGCGGGAGAAAUUCCCUCUCCCUAUCUCCCCCUACCCCCUCACUAUUCUUUUUCCAUAUUUCUCAUAUGUAUCGUCCCUCUCCUCGAUCGUUCACCAUUUCAAAUAAACGCAUAAUACCUCAUCUAAUUCACUUUUGUAUCGUUGAUUUCGAAGUAAUUUUUGACAAAUGUAAAGCUUUUUCCAUCAUCAUUUUCAUCGCUUUCGAGAAAGAAGAAAUAUCGUUCGUAAGAUUUGUGAUCGUUCCUGAUAUAUUCACGAAAGAUAUUGAUUCUUUUCUAGCGAUCGCAAAACAGCGAUCGAUCGUGCAACGAAAAAACUUUUACGAGUUAAAGUACGAUUAUAUUCCUUCUUAUCGAAACAAAAUUUGCAAAAUUAGACGCGCGCUACAUUUCUACGAUCCUUUUGAAAAUUAGUUUCAUUCGCACAUGAGAGAUGGCGUGAUCGCCGUUAAAAACGCGGGUCGCGUUAACUGAUUAACGUUAACGCGAUGAAAUAUUUUACGAUUAGAACGUGACCAUUUUUGCCCCAAAAAUAUUUCAAAAUAUAAUGAAAUGUACUUCUUUUUUUUUUAAUUAAAGGAAAUUAUAUAUAAAAACUUUGCAUUUGAGAAAAUAAUACGAAAAUCCAUAAGUUAGAAGCAUAAAAGUGGCGCGCGUCGUGCGCAAGAUUGAUAAAGAAAAGAAAAGAAGAAAAGAAAAAAAAGAAAAAAAAAAAAGAAAAAAAAAAUAAAAAAAGAAAAAUAAAAAAAGAACAAUGGUACCCGCUUAUAGACGAUUUAUUUUGAACGUUUCUUAGAAGCUGAUGCCUCUUCAAAGGAAUAUAAAGAGAUCGAAACGCGAUAGCGAGCAAGGCAUGCUUUUUCUUAUUUAAACUCAAUCAUCGAACUUUCUAACCUAAUCGAAACUUAUGACCGUUCGAUUUGAAGCAGUUUUCGUGUAAAAAUAAAAAGAAAAAGAAAGAAAGAAAAAAAAAAAAAAAAAAAGAAAA